Molecule: messenger RNA, 2295 nt
Organism: Portunus trituberculatus (swimming crab)
Lineage: Eukaryota; Metazoa; Arthropoda; Malacostraca; Decapoda; Portunidae
Product: tachykinin-like peptides receptor 99D
Exons: 10
Coding region: 122-2215 (697 amino acids)
Biological process (GO): G protein-coupled receptor signaling pathway
Cellular component (GO): membrane
Molecular function (GO): peptide binding; G protein-coupled receptor activity
Source: RefSeq, a predicted model, not a curated record
GAACAUGCAAAAUUUUAUCUCUACAAAAACAAGAGAUAGAGAUUAGUGUAAUGUAAACACACACACACACACACACACACACACACACACACACACACACACACACACACACACACACACGAUGGCUUGGCUGGAAGGCGUGGGUGGAGCAGGUGUGUGGAAUGAAACUGUUGGAAUGUGGAUGAGUGGAGAUUACAUAACUAACUCCACUUCCUCCUCCUCCUCCUCCUCCUCCUCCUCCUCCUCCUCCUCCUCCACCUUUCCAUCUCCAUUACCUACUCUUCUCCACUUGGCUCUCACGGCUACCUCCUCCUCCUCCCCUUCCUCCUCCUCCUCCUCCUUCAUCUCCUCCUCCUCCUCCUCCUCCUCCUUCUCCACUACAGAGGAUUCAAGCUUCUCCACUAUCUAUAUGGAUGAGUCUACAUAUUUCUCGUGUGACAAAGACCCAAGAUUGACAACAAACUUCUCUCAAUAUGAAUACGAGGGAAGAACCACGACUUGGGUGCCAAUUAACACGAAGGUGGUGAUCAAGCUGCUCGCCUACAUCAUCACCUUCUUAGUAUCGAUCGUGGGGAACCUGCUGGUGAUCCUGGUGGUGAGGUACAACAGGACUAUGAGAAGCUCCACCAAUCAGUACCUGGUGAACCUGGCAGUGGCUGAUCUCCUGGUGACCCUCGUGUGCAAACUGGUGCAUCUUAUUAGACACCUCUCCUACCCUCACUACAUCUUGCCAGCGCUCGUGUGUAAACUGGAUGGCUUCGUGCAGGGCACAGCACUAGCGGCGAGCGUGUUCACCUUGACAGUAAUCAGCAUAAGGCGGUUUGUGGCCAUUAUGUUCCCCCUACACGCGCGCACCUCACCGGACAGGGCCAUCUGGGUGAUCGCCGCUGUCUGGAUCGCCUCUGCUCUCCUGUCUAGCCCGAUGUUGUUCUACCGGGAGCUAUACGGUAUUGAGUGGUCAAACUUCACCACAUGGCACUGUGAUGAAUUCUUUCCGACUGAGAGGAAGAUGAUGAACGGCGUGUGUGUGGUGACGUAUGACUCCAAGAAGCUGUUUUACAUCAUCUUCACUAUCACCUGCUACUUCCUACCUGUCACCAUCAUGCUCGUUAAUUACAGUCUGAUAGUGUGGAAGCUGUGGGGGGCGCAGCAGCCAGGGGAACACCACCAGCAGCAGGAGGCAACCACACGCAACACCCAACGAGUGGUGAGGAUGGUGACCGUGGUGUUGCUGGUGUUCGUCGUGUGUUGGACUCCUCUACAGACUCUCAUCCUUUACACCAGCGUCGGGGAGAAAUAUGAGUUCAUGAAUAUGUCUGACAUCGAGUUCACAGCUUACUUCGUGGCUCACUCCAACUCCGCCCUGAACCCGAUCAUUUACUGCGGCUUCAAUGCAAACUUCAGGCAGGGACUUGUGGCGCUCCUCUACUGCAGGCACUCCCGCGGCGGCCGUGUCCACUACCCUCGGUCAUGGCGGGGCCUGACGGGGACCCGGGACACCACCUCCGGGUACUCUGGUCCAGAACCCGCGGUACUGGUGGAAAUGGGCUCCGUGCGGCAUACCAGGCUUACACAGAGGGGGUCCACGUCGUCCGUCGGGGGGCGCCUGGUAUACACAGGACCACGGCGAGAGUUAUGUCACGACCACCACCAUUACCACCACCACCACCUCUGCCACGGCAUGAACAACGACGCUACGACGCAACACAACACUGGUGGCAGCGGUGGGAUGAGUACCAGCAGGAACAGUGGCGGUGGUGACGGUGGCGCCCUACAGGAGGUAACCCUGGCGCAGAGAACCUUCGUCAGGGCCUCCUACAGACAGAACGGCAGAGUAAACAACCAUAACCACGUGACACCCUCCACUUCCUUCGACAGUGGUGGAGGAAGAGGAAGAGGGAGAGAUGAAGACGAGGAGGAAACAUGUGGGUGCUGCUGCAGGAGGAAAAGAAGCAGAUACAGAUGGAGGAGGAAAGAUUUUGGGAGAAGAUGGGGAGGUGGAAGAAUAGGAGGAUGGGGGAGAAGGAGAGGAAGAUGGGAGGUUGGGAGAGGAGAAAGAGAAGAGGGGAGGAAAGUCAGAAGAUGGGGGAGGAAAGGAGAGCAGAGUGGAACGAAUGGACUGAAACCAGACCAUCCACUGUACAAAGAGAUCUAUACUUUAAACACUGCACUCAACGAUGCCAUAUUUGUCAAGAGAUUCGAGCAAGUCGUGUAAAAGAGAGAGAGAGAGAGAGAGAGAGAGAGAGAGAGAGAGAGAGAGAGAGAGAGAGAGAGAGAGAGAGAGAGAGAGAAUGA